AUGGAAGAAUUCCAUCCAAACUUUGAAGUCAAUUUAAUUCUUCAACUUAAUCUAUCUAUCUAUCUAUCUAUCUAUCUAUCUAUCUAUCUAUCUAUCUAUCUAUCUAUCUGUCUGUCUCAUUCUGAUCCUUUCUGUCUAUCUAUUUACAGAGAUGGAAUUAUCUCCCUUGUUGCUCAGCAGUCGACACUUUUGAAUUUUAUUUCAUUCCUCAACUCUCAUCUAUCUAUCUAUCUAUCUAUCUAUCUAUCUAUCUAUCUAUAUAUCUAUCUAUCUCAGAUGUUUAUUAUCUAUCUAUCUAUGACUCUGAAACUUCACAUCUAUCUAUCUCAAUCUGUUUCUUAUCUAUCUAUCUAUCUAUCUAUCUAUCUCAGAGUGUUCAUAUCUAUCUAUCUAUCUAUCUCAAUCUGUUUAUUAUCUAUCUAUCUAUCUCAAUCUGUUUAUUAUCUAUCUAUCUAUCUCAAUCUGUUUAUUAUCUAUCUAUGUAUGACUCUGAAACUUCACAUCUAUCUAUCUAUCUUACUAUCUAUCUCAAUCUGUUUCUUAUCUAUCUAUCUAUCUAUCUAUCUAUCUAUCUAUCUAUCUGUCUCAUUCUGUUCAUAUCUAUCUAUCUAUCUAUCUAUCUUAUUCUGUUCAAAUCUAUCUAUCUAUCUAUCUAUCUAUCUAUCUAUCUAUCUAUCUGAUUAUGUUCAUAUCUAUCUCUAUCUAGUCUGUUUAUCAUCUAUUUUUCAUUCUGUUCAAAAUCUAUCUAUCUCAGUCUAUGUAAUUUUUUAUCUAUCUAUCUAUCUAUCUAUCUAUCUAUCUAUCUAUCUAUCUCAGUCUAUUUAA
Molecule: messenger RNA, 825 nt
Organism: Acanthosepion pharaonis
Lineage: Eukaryota; Metazoa; Mollusca; Cephalopoda; Sepiida; Sepiidae
Source: the annotation of a GenBank genome assembly